This is a messenger RNA of Daucus carota subsp. sativus, 1634 nucleotides long. RefSeq lists its product as uncharacterized. Gene Ontology annotation, molecular function: translation initiation factor activity. Bases 149 to 1381 code for a protein of 410 amino acids. Gene Ontology annotation, cellular component: eukaryotic translation initiation factor 3 complex; cytoplasm. The transcript is spliced from 10 exons. Gene Ontology annotation, biological process: cytoplasmic translational initiation. The record is from RefSeq and is a predicted model, not a curated record. Lineage: Eukaryota; Viridiplantae; Streptophyta; Magnoliopsida; Apiales; Apiaceae.
UUAUUUCGGGAAAAAAAAAAUAUGAUAACCCACCCUUCGCAAAGGAAAAUCGUUAUAAUUACACCCGUAUCCUCAAACUAGGGUUUCUUCUGCUUUUCAAGUUUUUUGCUUUUGUUAUCGCAGCAGCAAGAGCAGCCAAUUCAGCACGAUGACGACUCUCGUACCAACCUCCGAAGAAGAUCCAGCCCUCUCCGUCGUUCGCUUCACCUCCGAGAUCUCAUGGGCCGAUGCCGGUCCCGAGGUUGCUGAGCCACAAGUGAGUCGUUUGUGCUUGGAGGCUUCGGAAUGUAUGCUCGCUGGAAGAUGGUUGGAUUUGACCUCUCUUAUGCUCACUUCCGCUGAUGUCAUUUUCUCCAAAGCUUCCGACAAAGAUCUUGAGUGCAUCUUUACUGUCAUAUGCAAUCUUGUCAAGAAGACAGGCAGUCUUGAUGAAGCACUGGAGAUGGCAAAGCUCAUCUCCACCAAGGUCACUCAACAGCCUAAUGAUAAGCCCGCUCUUCGUCUCAAAAUCAUGUUUAAUCUGUACAACCUAUUGGAGAAUCCAUACAGUCGGUUCUUUGUAUACAUGAAGGCCCUUAAUUUGGCUGUCAACGGGAAGGUCAUUGAACAUGUUGUUCCCUCUUUCAAGAAAAUUGAUAGUUUUCUCAAGGAGUGGAAUCUUGGGGUUCAGGAUCAGAGAGAACUCUUUCUCUCUGUGUCGAAUAUUUUGAAAGAAAGUAAAAGCUCGGCUAAGGAUUCUUUCAAAUUUCUGACCAAAUAUCUAGCAACAUUUUCUGAUGAAGAUGCACAGAAUAUGGCAGAAGCUAAAGAAGAAGCAGUACGAGCCGUUGUUGAAUUUGUGAAAACACCAGACAUGUUUCAGUGUGACUUGCUUGAUAUGCCUGCGGUAGCGCAAUUGGAGAAAGAUGCAAAAUAUGAGUCGGUAUAUCAACUUCUGAAGAUUUUCCUGACUCAAAAGCUAGAUGCUUACUUGGAAUUUCAUUCAGCAAAUUCUUCAUUGCUGAAAAACUAUGGUAUUCUUCAUGAGGACUGUGUAGCAAAGAUGAGAUUGAUGUCGUUGGUUGAUCUUGGGGCCAAUGAGUCUGGUCAUAUUCCAUAUGAUCUAAUUAAACAUACAUUACAAAUUGCCGAUGACGAGGUGGAAGGAUGGGUUGUUAAGGCAAUCACCGCCAAGUUGUUGGACUGCAAGAUUGAUCAGAUGAAUCAAAUAAUUAUCGUGAGCCGGUGCACUGAGCGAGUAUUUGGGUUGAAUCAAUGGCAGUCUCUCCGGACGAAGCUGGCAACAUGGAGGGGUAAUAUUUCAAACGUAAUCGCCACAAUCCAAGCAAACAAGGUGGCGGAAGAUGGUGCACAGUUGAUGCAGGGCUUGGCAAUACAUUGAUCUGACAGCGCUCCUAAAAAAGAUAUGAUGAUAAGACAUGAGUUUAGCUGUCUUACAUUCUGUACUUUUGCGAUUUUGAUGGAGUAUAAAUUUGAAGUUUUAUCUGUUCUCCAAAUUGCUUUAAUUUUAUUGUUGUCAGAGUUUUUCAGGCUCAGAAUUCAAUUAUAUGCCUGUAAAAUUGUUAUUUGGCAAUGUUCAGUUAAGGACGAUCUAUAUAUUUUAACCAUGUAUUAUGGUUUAACUUUCCAUACAA